UAGACCUGGUGACUUUAAUAAUCUGGUUGGGCUCUCUGCUUACCCCACUGAUUUCGAACCAUUCGUUGACUUGUGGCCAGUGGUUGUUUAACUCUCUCACUCCCAGGAAAGCCCUAAGUGUUCAAACGUGCUUUUGCUACAUCUAGGGAAUUACGCUGGUCCAAAUUUCAAACUCAGUGAGCGAAAGAAUCCCAAGCACAAAAUGCAUCUAUAAGUGGUUAAAAUGGGGAUGCGUGUCUAUUUUAUUCACGUUGGACACCCAUAUUCUUUUAGGGCCGAGGGGAGGCAUUCCUGAGAUCGUCUAUCAUAUUUUUCAUCUCCGUCCCAUGCUAUGCACACUCUCCCCACACCCACGUUCGAAAUGCUCGGUGCACCGAAAAAGGAGCCGACAAUAAGGCGUAAAAUGGAAAGAGGACUAGGACCAGAGUCAACUACCUUAUUUGCUCUAAGCUCCUCGGUGUUUUCUAAACACGCCACAAUGUUCUCCAAGCGCAUCGCAUCAUCUCCCUCUUGGUCGUGCCAUUUGGCCUCUUCGCCUGUGCGAAGCCCAUCGUCGUGGAAAUUAUUGCCACCAUUAACGCCGCUGCUAAUAUCAUCGUGGCACAGUCAAAGUUUUCCACCCCACGUCGUCAACAACACUAUAUCAGCUUGCAUUUUUAUCAUUGCGAAUAUCAUUGUGACAAUCUGGGUAGGCAUCCUUAGGUACCCUUCGCUCCUGGUUGUCCUCUUGAUCGCCCAACUCGACCUUUGCAUCGUCGCGUUCGUUAAGGACCUCCUCAAGAUCAUUUUCCCCCGCGAUCCUGCGAUCUUGGUGCAACAUAACUUCUCUCCUCGUCUUCCCGUUUCCCCUGUGUGCCUGGGAUUUCAAAGAAUUGGCUGGCGAUCUCUUGUUCUCGUUCCGGUCUGCGAACAAGUCUUCAUGCGAAGCCCGUUUCUGUAAACAAUGCAAUGUCCUUGCACAAUGCUAUUUCUGGUUUGAGAGUCAAUGCUUCUGUGGCUCAAGGGGUGAUGCUGAGCCCUCAUGAAGAAAUGGUCAUUAUUGUAAUACUUCAAAUGUCUUGAAAGGAAUAGAGGAUCAAACAUAUUUCAAUUUGAAUGGGG
Molecule: messenger RNA, 1101 nt
Organism: Cantharellus anzutake
Lineage: Eukaryota; Fungi; Basidiomycota; Agaricomycetes; Cantharellales; Hydnaceae
Exons: 3
Coding region: 332-940 (202 amino acids)
Source: RefSeq, a predicted model, not a curated record